Lycium barbarum (goji berry) is the source of this 1062-nucleotide messenger RNA. Its product is annotated as vegetative cell wall protein gp1-like. The transcript has 2 exons. Gene Ontology annotation, cellular component: plasma membrane. The record is from RefSeq and is a predicted model, not a curated record. The coding region runs from base 83 to 844 and encodes 253 amino acids. NCBI's taxonomy places the organism in Eukaryota, Viridiplantae, Streptophyta, Magnoliopsida, Solanales, Solanaceae.
CCUCCCCAAACCUCUCCAUUUCCAAGCAGCUAGCACAUUUCUUCCUUCCUUGACCUUUAAAUUCCUCCUCUCCAUUGUCAAAAUGAUGGGUAGGCAAAGUGUCGUUUUGUUGGGAUUUAUGAUCUGCAUUGUCAUAGCUGGAGUUGGUGGUCAAGCACCUCCAACACCUACAACCCAAGCACCACCAACACCCAACACCCAAGCACCACCAACACCCAAUACCCAAGCACCACCAACACCCAACACCCAAGCACCGCCAACACCCAAUACCCAAGCACCACCAACACCCAACACCCAAGCACCACCAACACCUACUACUACACCAGCUCCUCCUACACCUACUAACCAAGCACCACCAACACCCACUAACCAAGCUCCCCCUACACCCACUAACCAAGCACCACCAACACCCACCACCCAAGCUCCUCCCACACCCACUAACCAAGCACCACCUGCGCCUACCCAAGCUCCACCAACACCUACUGGUUCUCCUCCUCCAGUUAACACCCAAACGCCGCCUGCUUCACCACCUCCUGUUGUAACUUCUCCACCACCAGCACCAGCUACUCCUCCUCCGCCAGUGAACUCUCCACCUUCACCUGCGCCAGUUGUAUCAACUCCUGCUCCCGCUCCUGCGAAGAAAUUAACUUCUCCAGCACCAUCUCCUUUGGGCUCGAGUCCUCCCUUACCUCCCGCUGGUUCUCCAGCCCUAGCCCUAUCCCCGAGUCUUGGAGCUUUAACUCCUGCAGCUACUGAUCAGAGUGGAGUGGAGGGCCUAAAGUUGUCAACAAUGGUUGUGGAAAGCUUGGUCUUAGGAUGGGGUCUACUCUGCUUUCUAAUGUAGAACUCUCUUUUCAUCCUGCAUCAUUUGUUUUAAUUUGCUUCUAUAUGUAUGAAUUGCUAUCUCUUUCUUUAGCUUAGGAUGAUGAUGAUGGCCCAUUUCCUUGCCUGUACUUGGAUUAUACAUUCACUUGGAUUUUUUUGGAGGAUCUUGUUAAGGGAGCUUAAUUUUUGUAUUUUGAGAGGAUUGUUUUUUAAUUGAAAUUUCUAUAUCUUGUUUUA